UUCUUUCCUUGACAUGUUUCGCUGAUGUUGAACGUGCCUCGACUGUUGUGUGAAUUAUAAAUGUAUGUUUGUUGUUUAAUAAAUAAAUACAAAAUAACCUUUAUACGCCUACAGUGCUGCCAUCUAGCGGUCGAACCUGGACAUGACAACAUCUCCAUCCCGGCAUGCCUUGCGAGCCCGCCGAGGAGCUAGCCUCCUGAUGCUAAGGUUAGCUCGGCGCGUUAGCAGCGAGCAGCGGACAUGUUGCGGCCAGCCUCGCUGGACUAGACGCCGGCAGAAGGUGCUAAGGGGACGUCGCGGGGUGUCACACCACCAUGGAUGCCGUCAACGCCUUCAACCAGGAGUUAUUCUCCUUGAUGGACUCCAGGCCACCGAUAUCUCGGGCCAAGAUGAUCUCCAUCACCAAGUCGGCCAUCAAGGCAUUGAAACUUUACAAACACGUGGUCCAGAUUGUGGAGAAGUUCAUCAAAAAGUGCAAGCCGGAGUACAAGGUCGCGGGCCUGUAUGUGGUGGAUUCUAUUGUCCGCCAGUCCCGGCACCAGUUCGGGGCGGACAAGGAUGUGUUUGGACCGAGGUUCACCAAGAACAUCACAGGAACCUUCGAGAACCUCUGCCUUUGCCCGCUAGAGGACAGGAGUAAGCUCGUGCGAGUGUUGAACCUGUGGCAGAAGAACAGCGUCUUCAAGAGCGAGGUCAUUCAGCCCCUUCUGGACAUGGCCGCCAGCGGGGGCGCGGCGCCCUACGCGGGCUCCGACGAGCCAGGUACACCUCCGUCUCCAGCCAAAGAAGCCGUCCCCACGGUGACGACGGCCAACCCCGCCGCCGCGCCUGCGGGUCAGCUGCAGAAAGAGGACAACCCCUUUGCCGCCGUGGCGGAGCUCUUCCAGACCACACAGGGUCAGCAGCUUCAGCAGAUGCUCCAGAACUUCCAGCAGCAGCCGGCGAAAGCGGAGCCGCCCCCUCAGCCUCCCGCCCCUCAGUUGGACGUCCAACACGCCGCCCGCGUCUUCAGCCCCGGGCCCCCGCGCCCCGCCCCGCCCUCCCAGCAGAAGACGGCGUUUGAUCGGACGCUGCUGGAUCGUUUCGACUACGACGACGAGCCAGACGCCGGAGAGGACAAGGAUGACUCCUCGCAUCCUUCCUUCAUGCAGCAGCCUCAUUCCUUCCCGCCGUCCAUGAUGAACAUGUCUCAGGAUCCCUCGCAUCAGGUCGCUCUCCCGCCUAACGGCCAGCUCUCUGCCUUCGGCAUGCUGCCAGGACAAGGCUUCCCAGUUAUGGGACACCUUCCACCAGGCCAGCAGCCUCCAGGCUUCCCAGGGGGUUUCUUUCCCUCUGGAUCGGCCCAGCAGGACUCGUCAGUCGACGCAGGAUCCUCUAUGAGGGAUGGCAGACAUGGUCAAAGGUCACGUUCAGGCUCCAGGUCCCCCAAGCGGAGGAGGUCGCGCUCCAACUCCCGCACACGCCGAUCCAGACACAGGCGCUCGCGCUCCAGGGACCGCCGCCAGCAGUCCCCGCGAUCCCGCUCGCAGGAGCGCAAGGAGAGGGAGCGCGAGCGCGAGCGUCGCCAAAAGGGUCUGCCGCCGUCCAAGAACGAGACGCUGAGCAUCUGCAGUACGACUCUGUGGGUGGGCCAGCUGGACAAGAGGACUCAGCAGCAGGACGUGGCGUGUCUGCUGGAGGAGUUUGGACCCAUUGACUCCAUCAAUAUGAUCCCUCCACGCGGCUGCGCCUACAUCGUCAUGAUACACCGGCAUGACGCCUUCAGGGCUCUGCAGAAGCUCAGUCGAGGGCCCUACAAAGUCAACCAAAAAGCCAUCAAGAUUGCGUGGGCUCUGAACAAGGGCAUCAAGGCAGACUUGAAAGAGUACUGGAACGUGGAGCUGGGGGUCACCUACGUGCCCUGGUCCAAGGUGAGGGAGGACCAACUGGAGGAGCUGAAGGAAGGAGGCGUCCUGGAUGGAGACACUUUAUCACCAGAGUGGAGCACAGCAAGGAAGGCCCUCAUGAACCCCGAGGAGCUCAACCACAACGGCGGGGCGGAGUCACAGCAGCACGAGGAGGCGCACCUGUUAGCCGCAGCUACUCCUGCACAGCUUCCUCCAAUGCAGCAGCCAAUGAUGGGCAUGGGACCUGUGCCGCCCCCUGGCUUCCCCGCCCCCAUGGGGAUGCCACCUCCCUCCUUCCCCCCGGGCAUGCCCCCGCCGCCGUUCAUCCGCCCUGGCUUCAACCCCAUGCAGAUGCCUCCAGGUUUCCCCCCACCCAGGACCAUGCCUCUCGGACCGCCGCCUCCUGCCAAAGGUGAAGACAUGGCUCUGGGCCCUGCAGGUCUGGUCACCAGGAAACACGAGGAGGUCUCGGACGCUCCCAACUUCUUCAAUAACCAGAUGGGAGCCAUGUGUAACCAGGUCGGCGCCCCUCCAGGAAGCAUCCAGCCUCCUACCGGGGGUCUGCUGGGGGCACGGCCCAGUUUAAUCCCAAUGCAGCGGCCCCCGGGUCCUCCGCUGCUGCACGGUCAGCGUUUCCCUCCACCCCGGGGGCCCCACUCCCCCGCCAUGCCCCCCGUCCCACAGCAGAUUAUGCACAGGGGGCCUCACGCGCCGAUGAUGCGCCACGACGCCCCACCGCCCAAAGGGGGCUUUGGGAUGCCCCCUUCGCACAGCAUCAGACCUCCCUUCCCUCCACAUGGGCCGCCCCCUCACGGGCCCCCUCCUCCCUUUGUCAGACCGGGGGUCCCCCGUUCGGGCGAUGGGCCCGAGGAAAGGAGCAGCCGCCCUCUCAGGGGUGAGUGGACGGGAUUCAGGGACCAGGAGCCUGAUCGGGAGCGGGACCGGGAGAGAGAUCGAGGGUUCGGCGGCGCCAGGCGUCCGUUUGGCGACAGAGCGAGGGGCGGCGACAGAAUGGACGCGAGGGACAGACUCGGCGGCUGGCAGGAAGACGGCGAUCAGCGCGGCGGCGGCUGGGAGAGGGACAGAGACCGACGAGACUGGAGGGACCGGCGAAGCAGCCUGGAUCGAGACUGGGAGCGAGGGAGGGGCGGCGACGGGGAGCGGGAGAACGGGAGGGGCGAAGGCGGCGACAGAGGAAGGGCCGAAGGCGGCGACAGAGGAAGGGCCGAAGGCGGCGACAGAGGAAGGGCGGACGGAGCAAGUCGGGAGAGCGGAAGAGGAGCCGACGGCAAAGAAGGGGGGCGGCCCAGACGCCGCGAGAGGACCACGCGGUGGGACCGGGACGACCGGCUGGCCGAGCUGGAGAACAUGGACAAGUUUCGCAGCCCUAAGGCUCUGCAGCCAUCGGCUUCGCAGCCGGCGGCUCUGCAGCCAUCGGCUUCGCAGCCGGCGGCUCUGCAGCCAUCGGCUCCGCAGCCAUCGGCUCCACAGCCGGCGGCUCCGCAGCCAUCGGCUCCACAGCCGGCGGCUCCGCAGCCAUCGGCUCCACAGCCGGCGGCUCCACAGCCGGCGGCUCCACAGCCGGCGGCUCCGCAGCCAUCUGCUCCACAGCCGGCGGCUCCGCAGCCAUCGGCUCCACAGCCAGCGGCUCCGCAGCCAUCGGCUCCACAGCCGGCAGUUUCGCAGUCGGCGGCUCCGCAGUCGGCGGCUCCGCAGCCGGCGGCUUCCACUGAAACUUGUAAAGGACCUGUUUUGGAAGCCCCUCAAAAAACUACUGAAUCUGCACCCUCAGCUCCGCCCCCGCAACCGGACGCCGCUGAACCGCCGUCUUCCGAGGCUCAGACCGAGUCCGUGGAGGCCAAACCGGAGGCGGCCUCAUAGACUCCUGUGGAAUACUUCCUGUGUCACAUGACUCCAUGGCCUGGUCCACAAGCGAUCACAGGGAAGUCACCACCCGAGAACUGACUUCUUGCAUGUCCAUUUGACUUCUGUCUCCAUCAAAGUAGAGUCCAUCUUUUAAAUGACUUUUACAAGCUUUUGUUCUUUUUACUCCAUGACAACAGCCGUGUGUUCCGGUCUUGCGUUCGCUUCGUUUGCCAUCACUCCAAUUUUCAAAGAUCAGCUGCAAAAAUAGAUCAGUUUUUGCUUCAUUCCUCACCGCGCACGGAAUGGCGUUUCCUCCAUGUGAAGACCUGACAAGUCGGACAAAGAAAGACGACGCAGUGUUAUCUCUUUACAGACGCUCGUCCCGGAUAAAUUAACCAACCCCCCCACUCCUUAAUGCCUCGCUCACGCAGGAUUCUCACAGGAAUGAGGCAAACAUUCAUGUAGCAUGUCCAUCUGCUGUGCGUUCAUGCGCAACUAAUAUACAAAUACACUAACUAGAAUACAUAAAAAACACAAUUUGGGAGCAGGCAAAGCUAAAAAUAAUCAAAUAUCGUGACCUAACGUAAAGAUCCGCGUCUCCAGAGCAGUAAGAAGCAAACACACCAUCAAUUCACCAGGGCUGUUUUGUUGUGUUUUUUAGUGCCACUGUGUGUUUUUCCUCACUUAACAGACUUUGUCCCGCCGCUGAAAUUGUGUCCGUGAUUUUUAGUGAACGCCUCGAAUCAUCGUAAUCACAAAUGAAGAGCACUGCUUGGAUCGGCCCCUGUAAAUAAGCUGUUCACUGUCGGCACCGGGGAGGGAGGGAGGGAGGGAGGGAGUGACGAU
This is a messenger RNA of Entelurus aequoreus (snake pipefish), 4598 nucleotides long. RefSeq names its product SR-related and CTD-associated factor 4-like. The transcript has 19 exons. Gene Ontology annotation, cellular component: nucleus. Gene Ontology annotation, molecular function: RNA binding; RNA polymerase II C-terminal domain phosphoserine binding. Bases 315 to 3767 code for a protein of 1150 amino acids. Gene Ontology annotation, biological process: negative regulation of termination of RNA polymerase II transcription, poly(A)-coupled. Lineage: Eukaryota; Metazoa; Chordata; Actinopteri; Syngnathiformes; Syngnathidae. The record is from RefSeq and is a predicted model, not a curated record.